Fonsecaea multimorphosa CBS 102226 is the source of this 921-nucleotide messenger RNA. RefSeq lists its product as uncharacterized. The transcript is spliced from 3 exons. The record is from RefSeq and is a predicted model, not a curated record. NCBI's taxonomy places the organism in Eukaryota, Fungi, Ascomycota, Eurotiomycetes, Chaetothyriales, Herpotrichiellaceae. Bases 1 to 921 code for a protein of 306 amino acids.
AUGCAGAGAGAUGUCGAGAAAGACGAUGUCACGGUCCACUAUAUCAGUGGAUAUGCGGACCUCGCAACCUUCAUAUCCAGCGAUGCCGAUGGCGAUACUGCCAUAUUCAAGAGCUUCAAUACUUUGGCGUCCCGAGAUCUCUUGUAUAUGCAAAGCGAAUUAGCAGAACUGGAAGCCAAGCUCGGCGAUAUGGAUCGAGAAGACGCAAAACACCGGCUGCAGUCCGCAUCAUGGCAGACGAUGUCAACGGCAUCCAGAGACUGGGGUGCUCUCAAGAGCGCGACAGUUUCCUCGCCUUCACCAAUGCAAGCUCAUUUCAAGAAGCGUAUGGAGCACAUCGUCACGAUCAGGCAGAAGCUGAAGGAAUACCGCGAAGCACUUCUUAUGGAAUCUGCAAUCCUGGGCUUGAGGAGGCCCUCGAGACAGGCACACGACGCAUUCCUCCGUCAGUUCUGGAACGAAAAGGACGGCAAACGCAGGAUACCGACCCUUGACGGGCAUAGCGAGUUCAUCUAUGAGGACCGUGGCCGAUUAGUAGCUUUGAAGAGGGUUGAUAACGAGGAUCGGCUUACCCAGCUGCUCCGAAAGCACUGUGCUAGAACCUUCAAGGUUGCUGGCGCAAAGACGCAGAGCACAGGCGUCGAGUACUUUUCAGCGAAGAGGAUCUCGUUAGCGGUAAACCUCAUUACCAUUGUCCUCGCCGCUGGUCUGCUGUUCGGUGCCAUUUACACUCUGUACUAUGUUCGGCGAGACCAGGUCAAGUUGGGUCUGAUAGCCGGAUACACUCUGGCGUUUGCUGUGAGCAUAAGUCUGAUAUCCAAUGCUCGAAGGGGAGAGAUCUUCGCGGCCUGUGCAGCAUACGCGGCAGUGCUCGUCGUAUUCGUCAGCGGUGGCCUGGGAAACAAUCCUGCGCCCGGAUAG